UUAAACUUGGCUUUCUCAUGAUUUUUAAUUUCUCUCAUAAUACGAUAGUUAUGUUGUGGUAUAUUACUUAAACAAAGUAUUAAUACACAAUAAUAUUGCUGUAGCUAUGUUUGGAAAGCAUUUUUGGCAUGCUCAAGUAAUUUUGAUUUUUCAAUUUCAUUUUACUAAUACAGACUCUGCACAUGAUGUCGAUCGCUUAUUGACAGCAGCAGCAGACCAAUUCUAUCCAAUAAACUCCGCUAAAGCAACAGUUGACGAAAGCAAACCGAAAGAUGCUGAUGAUAUUAGAAGUUUUCAGCAAACUGAAAAGUCUCAGCGCAAGCGAAGAUCAGUAGACAUUAAAAAUUUCACUACUGAGUAUGACGAAGUAAAAUUAGUGAAAUAUUUAUUAAAUACUUACAAGAAAGAUGUUCGCCCUGUGUUGAAUAAAUCGGAUGCCGUGCAAAUUGUUUUCGGAAUGGCCUACACUCAAUUACUUGAUUUGGAUGAGAAGAAUCAGGUUCUUGUCAGUAAUGUUUGGAUUAGAAUGCUCUGGUAUAAUCACCUACUGAAAUGGAACAAAGAAGAUUUUGGAGGCAUUGAAAGUAUCAAUAUAGAUCCAAAAAAAAUAUGGCUACCUGAUAUUGUUCUAUACAACAAUGCCGAAGAAACACUUGGUAGCGGUCAAAUGGAUCAAUUUAGAACAAAAGUUAUUCUCCGUCACGACGGUCUAAAUAAAUGGUAUGCUCCGACGAUAUUAAAAAGUCGUUGCGCUAUAAACGUCGAAUAUUUUCCUUUUGACGAUCAAAAAUGCACCUUAAAGUUCACCAGUUGGACAUAUGAUGGAUUUCGUGUGAAUAUCACCAACAAAUCAUCCAACGCCGAUCUUGCAUCGUACUUAGAAAGUGGAGAAUUUGAACUGUUAUCUGCAGAAGCUAUGAGAGAAGAAGCCAUCUACACUUGUUGCACGGAGCCCUAUCCGUAUGUAUUAUUUACAAUUCACAUCAAAAGAAAAACUUUAUUUUAUUUCAACAAUCUGAUCGUUCCUUGUUUUCUCAUCACCACACUCGGUUUGUUGACAUUUGUGUUGCCACCAGCAACAGGCGAACGAAUAACAUUAGUUAUCACGACGUUACUUGCAAUGACGGUAUUCAUGCUGAUGAUAGCAGAGAGAACUCCAACCACAUCUAAGAUAACACCAUUGAUUGGCAAAUAUUUUAUCGCUUCAAUGGUUAUUAUUAGUUUGUCGUUAAUAGCAACGUGCAUUGUUUUGAAUUUGUAUGAAUGUAAUCGUUCUGUUGAUUCUGUGCCAAAGUUUUUCAAGGUUUUUCUUAUCGAUUACAUGGCGCCUUUGCUCAGAGUUGACCAACCGCGCCAAAGGACGGUGCGUACACUUGUCCAGCCAGUUGACACAGUAAUACGUAGCGAUGAUAGAAAAGAUGGCGUAACCACAGGAAUAAGAGCGUCUGAUGAAAACUGGAAUUUUUAUCACAAUGGAAGUGAAACAUGUAUUCGUCAAAGACAUUUGACGUCGUUACCAAGGGAGAUAUCAGACGGCAUUUCGGUUCUUGGAGAAAGAGCACGGCAGCAAGAUAAGUUUGAAGCUUUAGCAGAAGAGUGGCAAGCUGUUGCGAAAGUUGCAGAUCGCGUGUUUUUGAUUUUUUUUCUUCUGGCAAUUGCUAUUACAACGGGGUGUAUUUUUAUGAACGGAUAGAAUGUAGGUGAUUUGUACUUCAAAUAAAAUAUCACUAACAAGUUAUAUAAACAUAAA
Molecule: messenger RNA, 1750 nt
Organism: Hydractinia symbiolongicarpus
Lineage: Eukaryota; Metazoa; Cnidaria; Hydrozoa; Anthoathecata; Hydractiniidae
Product: neuronal acetylcholine receptor subunit alpha-10-like
Exons: 6
Coding region: 107-1693 (528 amino acids)
Biological process (GO): monoatomic ion transmembrane transport; signal transduction; nervous system process
Cellular component (GO): postsynaptic membrane; synapse; neuron projection
Molecular function (GO): acetylcholine-gated monoatomic cation-selective channel activity; transmembrane signaling receptor activity
Source: RefSeq, a predicted model, not a curated record